AAGCACCGACACACCAUAACUCACCAAAAAAAUGGCCUACUCUAAGACCUUCCUCCUUCUCGGCCUCCUCCUCGCUCUUCUCUUCGUCUCCUCUCAUGUCUCGGCUCGCUUCCUCGAGGAAAAGAAAAGUGAUGUAGAGAGUGACAGUCACGGGCACCAUGAUCAUGGGCACCACGACCACGGUCACCAUGGCCAUGACGCUAAUGUUGAUGGCUUGGAUGGUCACCAUGGACACCACGGCGGAGGACAUGGUGGACACCAUGGUCAUGAUGCUGACGUUGAUGACUUAGACGGACACCAUGGCCACCACGACCACCACGACCACCACGACCACCACGACCACCACGACCAUCACGACCACCACGACCACCACGACCAUCACGACCACCACGACCAUCAUGGACACCACGGUCACGACCAUGAUGCAAAAAUGGAAGACGUUAAGAAUUAGAGGUCUAAAGUCAGCUCGAUAUCGUUAUCGUUGUAAGAUGAAAUAAAAGUUUGUUGCGUGUGUGUUUAAAUUUAAAUAAAAGGAAAUGUAUGCUGUUU
Molecule: messenger RNA, 549 nt
Organism: Cucurbita maxima (winter squash)
Lineage: Eukaryota; Viridiplantae; Streptophyta; Magnoliopsida; Cucurbitales; Cucurbitaceae
Product: histidine-rich glycoprotein-like
Exons: 2
Coding region: 32-451 (139 amino acids)
Source: RefSeq, a predicted model, not a curated record